Molecule: messenger RNA, 3600 nt
Organism: Syngnathus typhle (broad-nosed pipefish)
Lineage: Eukaryota; Metazoa; Chordata; Actinopteri; Syngnathiformes; Syngnathidae
Gene: tom1l2a
Product: TOM1-like protein 2
Exons: 16
Coding region: 74-1675 (533 amino acids)
Biological process (GO): signal transduction
Cellular component (GO): membrane; endosome
Molecular function (GO): clathrin binding; ubiquitin binding; phosphatidylinositol binding
Source: RefSeq, a predicted model, not a curated record
UAGGUUGUGAAUGUGUGUUGUCCAAUAGAGUCGCUUAGAAGGCGGGGCUUAAGAGUAGCGUCUGGGCCUCCGCAUGUCGGCGCAAAGCGGAUUGUUUGCUGUCAACAUGGAGUUCUUACUCGGAAAUCCUUACAGCACUCCAGUGGGCCAAUGCAUAGAGAGAGCCACUGAAGGUGGCCUCCAGAAUGAAGACUGGGCCCUCAAUAUGGAGAUCUGUGACAUCAUAAACGAGACGGAUGAGGGGCCAAAAGACGCCAUGCGAGCGCUGAGGAAACGACUCGGCGGCAACAAGAAUUACCGAGAAGUCUUGCUGGCGCUGACGGUCGUGGAGACGUGCGUGAAGAACUGCGGCCACAGGUUUCACCUGCAGGUGGCCAGCCGAGAUUUCAUCGAUGGCGUUUUGGUGAAAAUCAUCUCGCCGAAGGCCAAUCCUCCGACCAUCGUGCAAGACAAAGUGUUGUCGCUGAUACAGGCCUGGGCCGACGCCUUCCGGAGUAGUCCUGAUCUUACCGGGGUGGUCCACAUUUAUGAAGAACUGAAGCGGAAGGGCACGGAGUUCCCCAUGGCCGAUUUGGACGCACUGUCGCCCAUCCACACGCCGCAGCGGGGCACGCCGGAGGUGGACCCGGCCAUCAUCAAGUACCUGGCACCUGCAAGCACCGCCACCGACCUAGCCGCCAGGCAAGGGUCUCCACACGACCCCAUCACGGCGACCCCCCAACAGGUGGCGCGCUUACGUAGCGAGUUGGACAUAGUGAGAGGCAACAUCAAAGUCUUGUCGGAGAUGCUGACGGAGAUGGUCCCUGGCCAGGAAGAUGGACCCGAUCUAGAACUGCUUCAGGAGCUGCACAGGACAUGCAGAGCCAUGCAGCAAAGAGUCGUUGAACUCAUCUCACGCGUGUCCAACGAGGAAGUGACCGAGGAGCUGCUGCACGUCAACGACGACCUCAACAACAUCUUCAUCCGAUACGAGAGGUAUGAGCGCUGCAGGUCGGGGAGGGGCGCUAACAACAAAGGGAUUUUGGGUGAGGAGACAGAUGACAACCUGAUCGACUUGGGUCCCGGCUCUCCGGCUGUGGUGACCCCCCGAGCGGCGUCCAGCCCGCCUCCCCGCGGCACAACAGGGGCCGCUGCCUCACCGGUCCAGAACCCCGCUGUGGGCUCACUGUCUUCCGCGCUGGGCGGCCUCGAUGUCAGUCCUGCAAGUCCACCAAGCCGCAACCGGGACGACUUUGACAUGUUUGCCCAGACUCGCAGCAGCUCGCUGGCUGAGCAGCGCAAAAAUGUCAAGUACGAAGACCCCCGGGCUGUGGGUGGUCUGGCCUCGGCUCUGGAUGUUAGAGAGCACAACGCGGGAGGGCUGAGGGUAGAAGGAUACGCUGGUACCCCAGCAGAUCAGGAGCUGCCCAUAGACAGCUGGCUUAUUACCCAAGGAAUGAUCCCUGUAUCGCAGUCCUCUGUCAUGGAUGACAUAGAGGAGUGGCUCAGUGCUGACGUGAAAGGCGAUCUGGAUGAAGGCGUAACCAGUGAAGAGUUUGAUAAGUUCCUGGAGGAGCGAGCAAAGGCAUCAGACACGUCUCCCCCCGGGGAUAACCCCGCUCACCCAGCCCUCCCCGCUCCCGUCGCCUCGCACAAGAAAGCAGAACGCACAGAGGACGCCCUCUUUGCCUUGUAGACUCGCAUCCGAGUGUCUCGGCGGCUCCCUCGGCGCCCUCUGAAGGUCGGCGCUUGGAACAAUUCCCUUGAACGCGGUCCUCCGGUAACAUUUCAUCGUCUUGCCACUUGUUACAGCAUUGCUGGAACUUCCACAGGUGUGCAGGUCGUGUCAUAGCAUCGCUGGAUGUAUUUGAUCGUCAAUGUGGGAUGCGUUGACGCUUUCGUCAUUUCAAGAUGCGUUUAAGUGGAGGGAAUAAUCCCGCUCACAAAUCUUCAUUAAGCCGCUACAUAACUAACGCAAGUGUUGGUGUCCAAGUAUUGUAAUGCUUUGAAGGAGUUGGACAGGAGAGCAAAGAAAAGAUUAAUGUGCAGUACCUUGCUUCUGCAGCUGUGUGUGAAAACGAGAAGAUGAAUAAGCGCAUUCUCUCGUUUUAACAAGCUGUGUCUGUCAGCAACCGUUUAACCAAAGGGAAGAAAAACAACCCAAAUAGUGUACAAAGGUUUCCUGUUUUAGGAAUGAUUCCAUAAAAGCCAAGUGUUUGAUUUCAACUAAUCUUGCGUCACAACAAGCAGCAGAAGUUUGGAUGUUAUGGAAAUCUAAAUGGAAGAAUACUACUACAUUAUACGCACGUGGAGAUCGAGCUAUAUUUAAUCUCUGGAAUUAUUCCAAAUUGACUAUUUUGUCCCACCCUGGCAGUAAUUAGGCCAACUUUAAUUAUACUCCCUAAAAAAUAGUAAACUUGCAGCGUAUUAACGUACACGUUGAAGCAAAACAAAACAAUCUGUGUUUUUUUUGGUGUUUUUUAGGGAAAAGGGAACAAGGGAACAAAAAAAAAGAAAGAAAAUUCGCAAGAAUACAAAUGGGUUGAAAUGAGGUGUUGAAACUGCUGGGACUGCACCAAACUAUUGGAUUCGAUUACCUACUGGACAAUUACGACAAACAAAUGGCAUUAUUAAGGAUACCGUAAUUUUCGGACUAUAAGUCGCGUUUUUUUUUUCAUAGUUUGGGUGGGGGGGCGACUUAUAUACAUAUAUGUUUUUUUUUUCACUUUUUUGGGCAUUUUAUGGCUGGUGCGACUUAUACUCCGGUGCGACUUAUAGUCCGAAAAUUACGGUAUAUCGUUGGCUAUAUUGUGUAAUAUACCUCAAACAAACAAAAAGCCAAUGUAAUGACUUUUAAUCGUACUAUGCAAAGGGAAGCGCGUUAUUUCUUGCCCUGGCAGUGUAGAUAUGUUUUAACAGUUUUAAGAACCUUUUUGUUGUUUUGUUGUUAAUGUCAGUAUAAUUGCUAGUUACGUAUUUUUUCCACAUCAGACUGUAAUAUGUCUUAUAUAAUAUUGGGUCGAUGGUACGGCUCGGGAUCCAAGAGCCCAAAAAUCCAUCCUAUCUUAAACUCCAGCACUUUUAACCUCUUGGUUUGUACUAAUUUGCUUUGCAUGUCUAAUUUAUAUAUUUUUGUUUUUGUUUGGUUUUCACUUUAAGAGUAAGACCAAAACCCGUGUAAAUCGUGCAGUAUUGUUGUCAGAAUGAUGUACUGAAUUUGUUACCCAUCUAAAAAUGCAUUGAAAUAUAUAUUUGCCUACAUAAUCUGCAUAACUGCCGAGGAUUAGGCAGAACUAAAUUGGCGGAAGAGAUUUAACAGGCAGUCAUUGCACAAACUGUUAUCAUACCGGCUAAACCGAUGUGGCCUAACGUCGCUGAAUGUCGUGUUUAUGGAUUCCAGAACCUUUUGAAAAGGUUUCAUGAAGCUUACACGAUAAUUGCAGCAUGGACUCUUCCAAAUUCCGGUUUUGUUAUUAACAUGCUAGUGUACACGUUUAGCAUCAGUGGAUGUUCCGUGUCUGUUUGGGCUCUACCAUCUGCCGUCAUCCUGACUGGUGUGUCUCUGUGUGACUUAAUGCACGUAUGUAACUGCCCAAUAAAACACUUGAGACUGCUACCUCA